UGAGCCCACUUAUGAAAGAGUGUUUUCCAGACUCCCCCACGGCCGCAGGGUACCGGUCGGCACGGACUAAGACUACAUGCAUUGUUAACGGCGCACUUGCUCCAUACUUCCAUCAUCAGCUGGUAAAGCAGCUACGAGAGCAGCCGUUCUCCCUGUCGACAGAUGGUUCAAAUGACACUGGCUUGGAAAAGAUGAACCCUAUGACUGUCAAACUUUUUGACAUUAAUCAAGGAGUAGUGUACCGAUUUCUGGACAUGUGCACAACAAGUGGCUCAGCUGCGGCGACAGCACAAACUAUCUUCAGUAAGAUGGACGAGGUGUUCUCAUCGGAGGAGAUUCCUUGGCAUAAUUGUAUUGCCCUGUCUCUUGACAAUGCGAGUGUCAACAUGGGAGUAAGGAAUUCCAUUAAAUCCAGUGCUGCACGUUAA
Lytechinus variegatus (green sea urchin) is the source of this 428-nucleotide messenger RNA. RefSeq lists its product as uncharacterized. The coding region runs from base 12 to 428 and encodes 138 amino acids. The record is from RefSeq and is a predicted model, not a curated record. NCBI's taxonomy places the organism in Eukaryota, Metazoa, Echinodermata, Echinoidea, Temnopleuroida, Toxopneustidae. The transcript has 2 exons.